AAAAAAACCAGUUAAAUAAUCAUGAUUAAAACAAUAUGACUACUACAUUGGCACAAGUGAAAUCAAUGCUUGAACCGAAGAAGAAGAAUAUACCACCAAAUUUCAAUGUAACCAUUCAUGGAAUCAAUGAUAAUGAUAAUUUGCAAACAUUAUUAUCCUACUUAUUUCCAGAACAUGAAACAAAGGAUAUUGUUAUCAAGGUUUUAAACAAAGGACAUUCCAACAAAUUAAUUAAAAUUGAACAUAGUCAACAUUCACUUGUAUUGCCUAAACUAUCAUCUUUAUUGAUACGGAUUUAUGGUGAUUUAACUACAUCGUUAAUAGAUAGAACAAAUGAAAUGAAAUAUAUGCAAAUAAUUGGAAAUUUCACUGGUUUUCAACAAUUAUAUGCAAUAUUUAAUAAUGGUUUUGUAUAUUCUUUCAUUGAUGGUUGUGAUAUUGCAUUGGAAAAAUUAUGGGAUAUAAAAUAUGGCAGGUUAAUUGCAGAGAAAAUGGCUCAGUUACACUGUUUACCAACUGAUAAAUUCAUGGAAGCACAACAGGAUACUUUAUCAGAAAGAAAUAAACCUGAAUCUCAGCUAUUUCCAACAAUUUUAAAAUGGAUAGAUAGACUUGCAGAUGAAUUUAUUGAUUCGUCAAGAAAAAUUAAAAAGUA
Molecule: messenger RNA, 655 nt
Organism: Schistosoma turkestanicum
Lineage: Eukaryota; Metazoa; Platyhelminthes; Trematoda; Strigeidida; Schistosomatidae
Source: the annotation of a GenBank genome assembly